This is a messenger RNA of Trichoderma aggressivum f. europaeum, 1563 nucleotides long. RefSeq lists its product as uncharacterized. The coding region runs from base 1 to 1563 and encodes 520 amino acids. The transcript is spliced from 2 exons. The record is from RefSeq and is a predicted model, not a curated record. NCBI's taxonomy places the organism in Eukaryota, Fungi, Ascomycota, Sordariomycetes, Hypocreales, Hypocreaceae.
AUGAAGUUCCAAAGCACCUCCGCGGCUGCAGCUUUGCUGCUGGGCCAGGCUUUCGCCUAUCCUCUCCCUUCUUCCAACCUGCUCCGCCGAGAGGUUCCCCAGGAGCAUUCCCACGAUCUUUUCCUUACCAUUACAAACGAAGCUCUGGCCAAGAACAACCCCAAGGGCAUCACCGAUGCCGUCUUUGGCCUGCUUGGUAAUGCGGCGGCUGCAGGUGGUGCUGGAAGUGUAACCAACUUGGACUGCCUCAAGCAAGAGACUGCUGAUCAGGCUUUCACCAAUGGCAAGGCUGCUAAAGAUAUUCGACUCAUGGCUGGUGCAUUGGUGUACCAGGCCCUGGAGAGAAAUACUGGCAAAGUCGGACUCGCCAGUGUUACUUGCACUGAGCAAGCUGUGAAUCCCGAAAUCGAAGCCGUAAAGCCCCAUCAAGACCCGGCAUCCGCCAAUGCUGCUUCCAUAAACAAGGGUAUUACUCUUGAGUUGGCGAAGCAGCUCAAGGCCAUCGGAGCAGAUCCCAACCUUGCCCUCUUGAGUGGCACUUUUGCCCCGGGCGAUCUUAACGAUGCCACAGCCAAGGGCAACACCUGUGACGAUCCUGACCCCCAGCUUGGAUGUAUCUUCACAACGGGCAAGCUUGUUCUCGACGCUAGCCAGGACGAAGUUGCAUCGGCUGUUUCCGCUGUGUCUCAGACAUUUACCGGCACUGGCGGUAUUCAAGCCACAGACUUGGUCGACUUGAGCAAGUUCUCCAUCGCCGAUGUUCAAGGAGGCGCCGCUGCUCCAACAGACAACAGCAAUGCUGCGACAACCUCUCAGGCAGUUGCUCAAGCAACUCCCCCACCGGCUGCUCAGGCAUCUUCCACCCAAGCUGCUGCCUCUACUCAAACUCAAGCCCCUUCUACAGCCAGCGGAAACAACGUUCAGACCUUCACCGGCUCUCUUGGCGGCCCUGCCCCGCCUGUCGUUUCAGGCACUGGAAACCGACCAUUCUCCGUUAAUGGAAAUACCUUUGUCAACAUUGGAGCCGCUCUUGGACGGUCUUGUGAUAUUCAGCACAACGCCUGUGCUGAUGCUGCCAACUCUGGUCAGCUGUCCGGAGGCGUAAGCCAAUGUGAGGAACAGAACACUCAGUGCAAGGCCGCCGCGUCUGGUGCUUCCAACACCAACACCAACACCAACAACACAAGUGAUAACACCAGCAACGGUGGAGCGAACGACGCUGCCGGUGGUAACAACGCCGAUAGCGGUAACACCGGCAAUGGAAACGCAGGAAGCAGUGCUGCUACGGGCGAUUUCGGCUCGUGCUCUGACCCUAGCAUCAAGUUCGCCAACGGACUUGACGGCCGCACUGAACCUGCCUUUGCCCCCGUCAACGAAGCUGACUUUCAGCAUGGCUCGGCUCUAGCUAUCAAGGUUAUUUCCGACUUCAUCUGUGACCGACUCAACUCUAGCUGCAAGGCUAGUGCUGCGGUGGUUUCCACAUGCCAAAGUGCUUCUGCUGCUGCGUCCCAACUGACGGGCCAGGCUGCAGCCGAUGCUUUCAACAAAGCUCUGGGAGUGUAA